GGUCUGGGGGAGGGCGGGGCUAGGAGUGAUCUGGGAGGGGCGGGGCCAUGAGCGCCAUAGAAGUCCUGCAAAGAGUGGGAGAGGCAUUUGAGCUCAGACGUUUCGGCUCUUCUUGCUUGUUGAAAGUCCUCAACAUUGAAGCAUUAUUUAAGAAGCAUCUUGUUAGAAAAGUCUGUCACGCUUACGGAACUUGACAGAUAAAGCAGCGGGACUUGAGAGGUGGUGCUGAAAAGCAGAAAGAAGGUGAUUUCUUUGCCACAGGAUGGCAGAAACUCAAGAUGCAAAUGUUAUGAUGGUUCUCAUCAAGGAGGACAUGGAUCCCGAAAUAAAGAUGGAGGAAGAGGAGGGGGAGUCGACCAUUACUGAACCAGGAGACGUAAAAGAAGGCGCCGUUCUUCUGAAAGCUAAGGUGAAACAGGAGCCAGAGGAAGGCCCAUCUGGGAACUGGGAUGCCCAGUUGCAGGGCUUUUUGAUGGGCCUUCAGGCUCAUCCUUUGAGUGGAGGAACUCCACAGCUUCCUGAACUAAAGCAAUGUCACGAUCCAACAAUAAGGGCAACUGUUUUCAACAAGUGGGUUUCCCAAAUCCAGCCACAAGGCACUGGUGAAAUGCAAGACAGUAUGACACACAGUGGGAAGAGGGAAGAGGGAGUUCUGGCUGGAGAAGCCGUUCGAUCAGAAACACAGCAUGAGCAGUUCAGGGCAUUGCGCUACCAAGAGGCUGACGGGCCACGGAAGUUUUGCCAGCGGCUCCAAGAGCUUUGCCGCCAAUGGCUGAAGCCUGAGAGUCACACCAAGGAGGAGAUGCUGGAGUUGGUGACCCUGGAGCAGUUCCUGGCUGUCCUGCCGCCAGAUAUGCAAGCCUGGCUCCGGAAGAAUGGUCCAAAGACAUGCGCCCAAGCAGUAACCCUGGCGGAAGAUUUUCUCAUGUGGCAGCCAGAGGCCAAAGUCUGGGAAGGGCAGGGCACAGCCAUGACUGAUGAGGAUUUGGUAAACUUCUCUCAGGACAAACAGGUUCAGGCAGAUGUGGUGAAGAUACAAAUUCUCACUGAAGCCAAGCAAGCGAGUGAAGAGAGUGCGUCUGUGUUGGCAGAUGGAGGGUGGAUGGAAGAAAGUGAGGAGGAGAAGAAACCCAUCUUGGAGCAUCCUGAGCAAAUGGAGCUCCCAGUGAUGUUAUUGAAAACAGAUCAAGAACCUAAUGAGAGUCAGUAUAAGCCAGAGAGGCAGAAUGGAGGGGAUGAAGAGGAGAGAGAGUGUCAGUUGGUUUGCAAAACCGAAAAUGAACCCAACAUCCAGGAGGUUCAGAAUGUGAAAUAUGAGGAAUGUGACGAAAACUUUGGUCUGAGUUCGCACCUCACAAUGCCCAACAGUCCCCAUGAAGAGGAGAAGGAGAAGCCAUAUCAGUGCUGGCAUUGUGGCCAAAGCUUCAGCAGCAGCUCUGACCUUCUGUCUCAUGAAAGAAGCCACGUCGGGGAGAAACUGUACACCUGUUCCAAUUGCGGAGAAAGUGAAAGAAUCCACAUGGGCCAGAAGCCACACAAAUGCUCAACUUGCGGGAAUACAUUUGGCUGCAACACUCAGCAGGAAAAACAGAGAAGGAAGAAAAUACACGUGUGUCCAAUAUGUGGGAAGGCAUACAUGAAGAUAUCGAGUUUCCUUCAGCACCAGGGGCUCCACAGAGGGGAGAAACCUUAUAAGUGUUCAAAGUGCGCAGAAAACUUUGGGACCUACACAAGCCUCAAAGUCCAUCGGAGAACUCACACGGGCGAGAACCAGUACAAAUGUUCGUAUUGCGGGAUGUGUUUCAGCUGCAGCCCGCACUUGAGAGCCCACGAAAGAACGCACAUGGCGAUGUGUUCCUACUGUGGGAAGAGCUUCAACAAAAAGUCUGAACUUAUCGAACAUGAGAGAACUCACUCAAGAGGGGAUUCAUUAGCCUGUUUUGUCUGCGGGAAAGCCUUUGAAGUCAUUUCAGAGCUGGUUUUCCAUGUGCGGACCCACACGGAUAAGACGCCUGAAUGUUCGGACUCCAGGGAAAUCUUCCAGUGCUCACAGUGUGGGGAUACUUUCAGUCAUGGCUCUGCUCUCAGAGUCCAUCAGAGAAUCCACACAGGAGAGAAGAUAUAGUGGGAAGUGUUUCGUUUGGCCCCGUAACCUAAUGUCAUGUGAAGGAAUCCACUUGUGUAUAUGCUCCUGAUGUGGGAAAGGCUUCAGCUGUCAAUCCGACCUUGUUGAACAGGAGAGGACCUGUGUGAGAACUUUUGGCGUCUCUUCAGUACUGUUAAUUUGUAUGAAAACUCGCAUGGUACAACUGUUUGAAUGCUUGGAUUGAUGUGGGAAAAAACUCUUCAGGAAAAAAUGCAACUAAUUAUGCAUCAGGGGAGAAGCGGCACAUCCAAACCUGUUUGGAGGAAAGGCUUUCAUCAGAGGUAGAGCCUUGCUCUUCAAAAGAAAGAUGGUUUCAAAGACAUAGAUAUUUUGAAAGGUCCCUGAUAUUAAAUCUUGCAAGAGACCCAGGAGAUGGAAGAGAGAUGAUAAAAUUGCUCCUGCUGUAACAAAAAGUUUCAACUUAAUAUCUUGCUCUAGUGAUUUCUCAAAGAGGAAUUGGUCAGACUAUGAGGAAACACUAAUUGUUACAUGGGAUGCCCCUAAAUCACUCUCCUAGACUACACUGAGGUAGCAAGGAAUGUGGUGCUGGUUUGAAUUUGAUCACAUUAUUUUUAGAAAAACAACAGGAUUAUUCAUGUCUUGGAUCUUAUGUUUUUAUAAAAUGCCAACAUUGGCAGUGCUGGGUUUUCAGCACAGGUAGGUCCAGGUUAUUAAAUAUGAUAUAUACAUACAAGUUUCCACUCAUA
This is a messenger RNA of Anolis carolinensis (green anole), 2853 nucleotides long. RefSeq names its product zinc finger and SCAN domain-containing protein 2. Gene Ontology annotation, molecular function: RNA polymerase II cis-regulatory region sequence-specific DNA binding; DNA-binding transcription factor activity, RNA polymerase II-specific. The record is from RefSeq and is a predicted model, not a curated record. Bases 263 to 2125 code for a protein of 620 amino acids. The transcript is spliced from 4 exons. Lineage: Eukaryota; Metazoa; Chordata; Lepidosauria; Squamata; Anolidae. Gene Ontology annotation, biological process: regulation of transcription by RNA polymerase II.